CCAUCCCGUGGGGAGGCUCAGUUGCUUCUGUCCUUCCCACCUUGGCCGUGUUGUGCGCCUGGCGCUGGUUCAGGCGGGAGGUUUAAACACUGGGGAUGUCUGGGUGGCUUGAGCGAUUUUAGGGCCUCUUGGAGAGCAGAGAGUUUUGUCUCUUCUGACUUAAAAAAAUGCCCUCGUCCGUGUGCGUGCCAUCAGCCUGCCUGCUUUUAGCCCGUGCUGUAAGGAUGAAUGGAACCAGGCUGGCAGGGUGCCACCUCCGUGUGCCGAGGACAGCCAUCCCAGCGCGGUGGUCGUGUGCCCGUGGGUUUUCCCAGCUCCUUUUUGCUUUUAAUGGUGCCAUGCCCCACAUGAGGGAUGCCAGGCUGCUGUUGCAGGAGCCCCUGUUCCUUUCUGGAGGCCGGGCGUGGGCAGCAGCCCUGUGCUGUCCUUGCUGGUGUUGCUCACCCAGUUGCAAGGAGCCCGUCACUGCUGCUCACAUAAUUUGUACCUAAUGGUGUCAUUCCCACUGUUUACCUGUGGAGCAGAUGUCCCUUAUGCGAUAACCUGCUACGAAGAGCUGCAUGCCAAGAAGCCCAGGCUUUUGGAAAUGAGCUGAUCCCUCCCACUAUGCCAUUGAAGAAAGCAACAGUGUUCCUCAACCCAGCAGCUUGCAAAGGCAAAGCCAGGAACCUUUUUGAAAAGAAUGCGGCACCAAUUUUGCACUUAUCUGGCUUGGAUGUAACUGUGGUUAAGACUGAUUAUGAGGGACAAGCAAAAAAGCUGCUGGAAUUAAUGGAAAACACGGAUCUGAUCAUUAUUGCAGGAGGAGAUGGCACAGUGCAAGAGGUCAUAACUGGACUUCUCCGCAGGGCAGAUGAGGCUGCCUUCAGUAAGAUUCCUAUAGGAUUCAUACCUCUUGGAAAAACCUGCACUCUGAGCCACACGCUGUACCCUGAGAGCACAAACCAAGUCCAACAUAUUACUAAUGCUACACUGGCCAUUUUGAAGGGAGAGACAGUUCCACUUGAUGUCUUACAGAUCAAGGGAGAAAAGGAACAGCCUGUAUUUGCAGUCUCUAGUUUGAGAUGGGGAUCUUACAGAGAUGCAGGAGUUAAAGCUAGCAAGUACUGGUACCUUGGGCCUCUGAAAACCAAAGCAGCUCACUUUUUCAGUACAUUUAAGGAGUGGCCUCAGAAACAUCAAGCUGCUCUCAUGUAUGUGGGUCCAACUGAGAGACCUCCAGAAGAGCCAGAGGGGAAACCAUCAAGACCUCCUUUGUAUGUGAGGCUUUACAGACGGCUUCGCUCAUACUGGUCACCUCCAAAAGAAUUUCCCCGGGAGGUAACCCCCGAGGACUGGGAAGAACUGAAGCUCUCCACCAUUGAGCUUUCCAUUGCAACUCGGAACAGGCAGCUUGAUCUAACAUGCACUGAGGACUUCAUGGACAUUUGCAUUGAAGCAGAUACUGUCAGCAAAGGAGAGUUUGUUCACAGAGGAAGUCAAAAGAUCCGUGACCCACAUACGUGUCCUGAAGGGAGUCAGUGCAUCCAAGCCAGCAGAUGCAUCUUGCAACUUCCAGAGGGCACUGAGGGAUCCUUUGGCAUUGAUAAUGAGGAGUAUGAAGCUAUGCCUGUGGAGGUGAAGCUAUUACCCCGGAAACUCCGCUUCUUCUGUGAUCCCAGAGUGAGAGAGCAGAUGCUCCAUGCAGCAAUACAAUGAGAAUUCAUUUCAAAGGGGCCAGUGUUUACUAGUCUUACCAGGGUCUCUUCAAAGUGCAUGAGACCUCACUAACUUGAUUAACCCCAGCAGACUAAUAAGCCUUUUGGCUAUUUUUACGCACAAGGUACUUCCAUUGGAAGUGGAUGAUUUGACCGGUCUCAAAGGGGUUAAAAAUGCAAAUGAAAAUUCUGAGAAAUGCAUGUUAACUUGAUGGCAUCUUUUUUUUUUCCCCCUCCCUCCGAGAAGUCAUCAGUGUUCCAUUUACAGCACUGCAGGCUGAGUGCUGUGUGCCAGAUGCUACUGCUGUAAUGCCACUGUAUAUUAAAGUAAAACGAAAGCACA
Messenger RNA from Pseudopipra pipra, 2040 nucleotides. RefSeq names its product acylglycerol kinase (gene AGK). Gene Ontology annotation, molecular function: ceramide kinase activity; acylglycerol kinase activity; ATP-dependent diacylglycerol kinase activity. NCBI's taxonomy places the organism in Eukaryota, Metazoa, Chordata, Aves, Passeriformes, Pipridae. The record is from RefSeq and is a predicted model, not a curated record. The transcript is spliced from 15 exons. Gene Ontology annotation, biological process: ceramide biosynthetic process; sphingosine biosynthetic process; phosphorylation. Gene Ontology annotation, cellular component: mitochondrion; membrane; cytoplasm. Bases 607 to 1698 code for a protein of 363 amino acids.